AAAAUAUAUUCUACUUAUUAAACUUACUGAUAUUUUAUUCAAAAAAAGAAAAUGAACGGCACAAUUAGACGAUCUGAUCCCUGUGGUGAUUAUGAACUCCUUCAACGUGUUGGCACUGGCUCUUAUGGGGAAGUUUACAAGGCUCGUGACUUGAAAACUGGCCUUUUCGCAGCCGUAAAAAUCGUAAAAUUGGAACACGGCGACAACUUUGCUUCUAUUCAACAAGAAGUUUUGAUGCUUAGGGACUGUGUCCAUCCAAACAUUAUUGCGUAUAAUGGCAGCUAUUUGCGAAGGGACAGGUUAUGGAUAGUGAUGGAAUAUUGUGGUGGAGGAUCGUUACAGGACAUUUACCAAAUGACCGGUCCUCUGACGGAACUCCAAAUUGCGUUCGUCUGCAGAGAAACACUUAAAGGACUAAAGUAUCUUCAUCAACGGGGGAAAGUGCAUCGUGACGUUAAAGGAGCAAAUAUUUUACUUACACACACUGGAGACAUUAAAUUAGCCGAUUUUGGAAUUGCUGCCCAAAUUACUGCUACGCUUGGAAAGCGUCUUUCUUUCAUUGGCACUCCUUAUUGGAUGGCACCUGAAGUUGCUGAUGUCGAAAACCGUGGAGGUUAUGGUUCUGAAGUUGAUGUUUGGGCCGUAGGAAUAACAGGAAUUGAACUGGCCGAGCUUAAACCGCCAUAUUUUGAAUUGCCUCCAAUUCAAGUUUUGCAUUUGAUGACUAAAUCGAAUUAUAAAGUGCCAAAAUUGAAGGACAAGAAAAAAUGGUCCCCAACUUUUGCUCAAUUUAUUAAAGCUUGUCUAACAAAAAAUCCAAAAAAGCGUCCAUCACCAGGCAAAUUACUUACGACAAAUCCAUUUGUUUCUGGUGCUCUAAGUUCUCGUUUAAUUCGUGAAUUACUUGACCGAGUAAAUCAUCCAGACAGAAUUGAUAGAGAUGAACAACAACAGAAUGAUUAUAAUGAAGAUAUAAUUGUUGAAAAAGAAGUUAGGAGAAGUAAAAAAGAUGGUGGGAAAAGAGAAAAUGGAGGAAAUAAAUUGAGGGAAUCUUCUGAAUCUGAACAAGAAGAAAAAUCAAAAACAGCUACUUAUCAAGUUGAAAAUUUUGCUUCUCAUCAUUUACACCAAUUUAAAUCUCCUUACAUUAAUAAUCGUCAGAAAAAUGGACGGAAGAAUUUGAGAAACAAUAAAAUUAUUCAACAAACAGAUGAUCGUCCAUCUUCAUCAUCGUCUUCAUCUUCCUCAAUUUCUUCUUCAAUUUCAAAUCCACAUGGACAUGUUAAUUUGGGAAUGGAUGAAAAUGAUGUUGGGGAAGAGGAUGAGGUUUUUGGUGAUGACUGGAAUCAACAAAUUUCUUAUCAAAGCGAAAAAACUUUGGUUGCAUCGCAGGGAGAUGCUAGUGGAAGAAUUAUUGAUUUGACUCUUCAGGGGCUGGCGGUUUUUGAGAAAUCUUUGAAUGUCCGAAUUCACUGCUUCCUGAUACCAGAAACCGGACCGAAAACGGGCCGAAAUUUCAUCAUUUUGGCAGAAAAUAAUGAUGGUAAUAAUAUUUUUGAACAACCUUCAUUUCAAAUUUCUUCUCCUUUACAACCAAAUUCUCCUCAAAAAAGGCCAAAAAAUUUAAAUAUUCCAAAAAAUGUUUCAAACCAAAAACAACAACAACAACUUCAACCACAACGUUCACAUUCUUCAUUAAGUAGCGCGCCCAAGUCUUCUUUAAUUACUCGAACUCCAACAACAAAAAAAGCUUCAAAAAUUUUGGCUAGAAUAGAUGAAUCAUUAAAGCUUAAAUGGAAUAGAUUACGUUCAAAAUCAGCAUCUUUAUUAAAUGUGCAACAACAAUCUUCUAAUUAUUAUUAUGCAAUAAAUCAAAAUGGUCCUUUCGCUAGUCCAAGUAAUCAAAACAACAACAAUAAUAAUAGCCCAGCCGCAAAAAAGUAUGGAACUGCAAUAAAUCAACAUCAUACUCAUCAUCCAUUCCAAUCUAGACCUAUGACUUGUUGCUUUGGAAUGGUCCCAACUCCCCAAGUUACAAUGGGCGCUUGUUUUGUAACAGUUUUACACAAAAGCCCAAUAAAUGUCAAUUGUUGUGCACAAUGGUAUCACCCUGCUAACAGAAAACAAUUCAUGGUUUUGGGAGCAGAACAGGGUGUUUAUGCUUUGGAUUUGAGUGAUAUGUCUGGAGAGGAUGAAGCGCCGUUAGUUCAGCUCCACGAACGUCGAUGUACCUGGCUUCAUAUUGUUAACGACACAAUAACUGCCUUACAAGGAAAAACGCCUUAUUUGUAUAGACAUGAUCUUCUUCAAUUAUUUCAACAAGAAUUAAUAACUCAAAAAUUGGCUGAUAAAUUACAAAGGCUUCCUGAAAAGUUUAAACCUAAAGCUUUAAUUGGGUCAAUCAGAAUGCCUGAAACGAAGUAAGUUGACUAAAAUAUGUGUUUUUAAAUUUAAUUCUGAUUUUGUGUUUUUUUUAAUUCUGGUUUGUGUUGCUUUUAUAAUUCUGAUUUUUGUGUUUUCAAUAAUUCUGGUUUGUAGUUUUUUUUCUAAUUUUUGAUUUUUGUGUUUUUCCAAAUUCUGGUUUAUGUGUUUUUUUUUUUGAAUUCUGAUUUAUGUGUUUUUUAGUAAUUCUGAUUUUUUUGUUUUUCUAAAUUCUGAUUUUUGUGUUUUUAAUAAUUCUGAUUUUGUGUUUCUUUUUAUUCUGAUUUAUGUAUUUUUUCAUAAUUCUGGCUUUUGUGUUUCUAAUAACUCUGGUUUGUGUUUUUUCAAAAUUCUGAUUGUUUAAAUUAAUUUGUGUAAUAUUUGUGUUUCUUUCAUAAUCCUGAUUUUUGUGUUUUUAAUAAUUCUGAUUUUUGUGUCUUCUAAAUUCUAAUCUGUGUUUUCCAAAAUUCGGAUUUAUGUAUUUUUUCUUAAUUCUGGUUUUUGUAUUUCUUUCAAAAUUCUGAUUUUUGUAUUUUCUGCAAAAUUCUGAGUUUAGUUCUGAUUUUUUAUAUUUUCUCUAUUUCAUUAUUCUGAUUUUUAUGCUUUUUAUUAUUUUUUUUUGUGUUUUUAUAUUCUUCUGAAUUUAUUUUUAUUUUUUUCAGGGACUGUUAUCAAUGCAAUGUUGAACGUAGUAUUAAUGAUGGUGAAUUAUAUCUUUGCUGUGCUGUUCCAAAUGCUGUUUUAUUAUUUCGAUGGUAUGACC
Molecule: messenger RNA, 3184 nt
Organism: Meloidogyne enterolobii
Lineage: Eukaryota; Metazoa; Nematoda; Chromadorea; Rhabditida; Meloidogynidae
Source: the annotation of a GenBank genome assembly